AUGCUGCGCUUGCAGGCUCUCGCGGGCAAUGCGCGUGCCAGAGCUCCCAACGCGCUUUCCGCAAACUCCCUGAGCAGAUCAUGCUCUCGGAAUGCUGCCUCCAUCAGAGCCUCGUCGACGACCAGUACCACUGCUUCUCUGCGCAAGAGACCCCAAGCUCCAGGAUACACGUCACGCCUGAAACAACUUCAGGGACCCAACGCACUUGGCUUCUUCACCCGCUCCGUAUCCACCCAACCGGCUCCAUCCCGAUCUUCUCGCACCCUCAAGCUCAUCUACGGGACAGCAGCCUGGGUGGGCAUCUUCACGACCGUCGGUGCUGGUAUCGUCCUGGCGUUCUUCGUCUAUGACUCGACUACCUACAAUGAAGAGCCCUUCAAUGAAGACAUCUCGGUUUCAGAGCUUGCGCUGUUCCCCCGGGUAGGAGGGCCGAAAAAUCUACCAAUUGCCGAACACCUGAUGGACGACGAUGAUAGCCCUGAGAAGAAGGAGCAGAAGCACAAGCCGAAGCUGGUCGUACUUGGCACGGGCUGGGGCAGCAUCGCUCUUCUUAAGGGCUUGAAUCCGGACGACUACCACGUUACUGUUGUCGCGCCUUCGAACUACUUCUUGUUCACGCCAAUGCUGCCCUCGGCGACUGUUGGCACACUGGAGCUCAGGUCGCUGGUCGAGCCUGUGCGCAGGAUAAUUGCGAAACUCGGCGGACACUUCAUGAAGGCUAAGGCUGUGGAUGUCGAGUUUUCGGAUAAGCUGGUUGAAAUUCAAGGCCUUGGUCCUAACGGCGAGGAGCAACACUUCUACCUUCCUUAUGACAAGUUAAUCAUUGGUGUCGGAUCUAUCACAAACCCCCACGGUGUUAAAGGCCUCGAGAACUGCCACUUCCUCAAGGAUAUCACCGAUGCGCGCUUGAUUAGAAACUCUGUGAUCAGAAACUUGGAAACUGCAUGUCUGCCAACCACCAGCGACGAGGAGCGCAAACGUCUUUUGUCUUUUGUGAUCUCUGGCGGUGGCCCCACUGGUGUCGAGUUUGCGGCUGAGCUGUUUGAUAUGCUUAAUGAGGAUCUGACCAAGUUCUUCCCGAAGAUCCUGCGCUCGGAAAUCUCGGUGCACGUCAUCCAGAGCAGGGGACAUAUCCUUAACACCUACGAUGAGGCUCUUUCCAGAUACGCCGAGGCUCGUUUCGCGCACGACCAGGUAGAUGUCCUUACAAACUCCAGGGUUAAGGAGGUCCUACCGGAUAGGAUUCUCUUCACUCAAAAGGAUGACGCUGGCAAUGUCAUUACCAAGGAACUUCCCAUGGGCUUCUGCUUGUGGUCCACUGGUGUUUCGCAAACCGAAUUCUGCAGGAAGCUCGCCAAGAAGCUCGACGGCCAGCACAACAAGCAUGCUCUUGAAACCGAUUCUCACUGCCGUCUGGUUGGCGCACCCCUUGGUGAUGUCUACGCCAUUGGUGACUGUAGCACCGUACAAAACAACGUCUCGGACCACAUUGUGACCUUCCUGCGCACUCUGGCAUGGGAGAAGGGCAGGAACCCGGAGGAAAUGCAGCUCUCGUACGCAGAAUGGCGGCACGUAGCGAAGCGGGUGAAGGGACGCUUCCCGCAAGCCGCGGACCAUCUGAAGCGGCUUGACCGGCUGUUCGAGGUGUACGACAAGGACAAGAGCGGAACGCUCGACUUCGGCGAGCUGCACGAGCUGCUGCGACAGAUUGAUAGCAAGCUGACGUCGCUGCCGGCGACGGCCCAGCGGGCGCACCAACAAGGCCAGUACCUGGCGCGCAAGUUUAACACGAUGGCGCACAUGGCGCCGGGCAUGCAGUUAAAUCAGGUUGACUACGGCGACCUCGACGACGCUGUCUACAAGGCCUUUGAGUACAGGCAUCUCGGCUCGCUCGCGUACAUUGGCAACGCUGCCGUCUUCGAUAUCAACGGCCUUAACUUCUCGGGUGGUUUGCUCGCAGUUUACCUCUGGCGCAGCGUUUACUUUGCGCAGAGCGUCAGCUUGCGCACGCGUAUUUUGCUGGCGAUGGAUUGGACAAAGCGCGCACUGUUCGGUCGUGACCUGAUGAACUUCUAA
Molecule: messenger RNA, 2076 nt
Organism: Aplosporella prunicola CBS 121167
Lineage: Eukaryota; Fungi; Ascomycota; Dothideomycetes; Botryosphaeriales; Aplosporellaceae
Exons: 5
Coding region: 1-2076 (691 amino acids)
Molecular function (GO): NADH dehydrogenase activity; calcium ion binding
Source: RefSeq, a predicted model, not a curated record